Molecule: messenger RNA, 802 nt
Organism: Trematosphaeria pertusa
Lineage: Eukaryota; Fungi; Ascomycota; Dothideomycetes; Pleosporales; Trematosphaeriaceae
Exons: 1
Coding region: 146-712 (188 amino acids)
Source: RefSeq, a predicted model, not a curated record
UUUCUUUCCCUCAGCUGGAAUCAACUCGAGCCAUAUCGCGUUCACGAACGCGAAUUUUGAAAGCAUUGUACGUUGGAAUGCAUCUGCAUCGGAGUCGGCGGACGGAGUUACUCGGCGUUUUAUAUACGACUCUAUUUAAUCCCCAAUGUUCUUCUGGCAACCUGCCUACGCCGCAUGGGACCGUUCUGGACACCGCUCCUAUCCGGACAUGAGAAUCGUUGCUCAGUCGGUUCCUUCCAGUAACGGCUUUCCAGCGUUUCUCAUUUACACUGGGUUGGCUAUCUUUGCCGCUGACCGGUCUUCUACCUAUCGCGAUACUAUUUACGGCGCCGAUUGUAUAUCACGGCCUUCUAUGCAUCGCUGUAUAAAUCCGACAACAUCUGUGGGCUUCUCGGCUUCUUCUUGGGUUGGACUGGCGCUGACCUUGACCCUUUUUACUAAUAGCUUAUUUUCGUCGGGCCUCUCUAUGCCCCGCUCUUUUCUGUCGUUUCAGUCAAGCACUUCUAGAGCCUUUUCGCACGUCUCGUCUUUCCUGCAACAACCCUCUCCCUUUUGGUCAAUUGGCGGUUCGUCCCUUUUGUGCGUCUUUUGGCGCAUGUUCAUGGAGCUCCUCCAGCAAAGAGUUUUGGGAUCGGUUCGAACGGAACGCAUGGAAUCAAGUAUUCGGAGGUUUGUCUCUGAUGUUGUCUUUUGGUGUUUUGGUAAUGCUUAGGAGGGGAGGAGGCGUGGGGAGGAUCAGGGCCGAUGGGGAUGAAGAGGGGCCCAUCAAGCAAUGGGGAGAAGAAAGUGGAAGUAUGGAUGA